AUGUUAAUAACCCCCAAGUUGAACCCUGCAGAAGUAGCGCUAUCGCUCCCAGAGGUCCUAGAUGUCCUGGCUAGCUCUUGCUAUCCGCGUGAGGACGGCACCGUCGUCGAGAAGGACGAAAAGUGGCUUCGGGCGAUCUUGGCCAAGAACGGAAGAUACAUCCGACACCUCAACAUGACCUGGAUCGCUUUACUCCUGAACGCCGGUGCAGCAGGAUCAACCAUCACUCGACUACGGUCUCUCUCUGCAUACCACUUUUCGAUGGGUCUCCUUUUCGAGGAGGAGGCGCCCCUAUACGACUUGCCGGUCCUGGCGGGACAACAGGCGGUCAUUUCGUCGUAUAUCCUCUCUCCAGCCUUUGAGGAUGCCUUGGAACCCACCCCUAAUAUCAGAUUCAACAGGUUGAACGGUAUGGCAUUCAAAAUUGAGGCGAUGAUCAACACCAUGCAGUCUCUCUCAAAGCUGACACGGUUGAAAAAUGUUAUCAUGCACCGCCCCCUUCAGAAGAUUCUAGGAAAGCUUCCAGGACUCCAACAUUACACGUAUUGUUCGCCUAUUAGCUCUGGGAGAUAUUUCUUCCCUAACGACUUGGAACUCGACCAAGCGAUCCCCCGUCUCCUGUCGCUCGAGAUUCUCAGUCACAGACCUCUACGAUUGGCGUCCCUUCUAAACCUCCUGGAGUUCUUGCCGAGCCUGGAGCAGCUGACGAUCAGCGCAUUCCUACCGGCAUCGAGGUAUUUCUCGGGCCUCCAAAUGGAAGAGUCUAUCGCAAGCAUGCAGGAGUCUCUCAGCAACAAGUCACACAGCCGAUUACACAUUGUCAAGGAAGACCAUGAGAUCACGGCAGCCCUGGACGAGACGAUUGCCGGAAUAGUUCUUCCUGUGAUACCGUUCCUGGCAGAAAUUACCCUGAGAGUCUUGCUGCCGGCGACGGUGGUAGCGCUAGUAGAGCACUGUUUGCACCUCGAAACGGUAAAGGCAGUGGAUGAUGUUUGUUCGAACAAGGUUAAGGUGACGCUCCCCGAGAAUGUGCCGCUGGUCCCCUUACAUGGUUAUCCGACCCUCAAGCACCUGGACGCCGCGUGCCAUUCUGUGGAUUCCCGUCUGUUGCUGGAGAAGCCUAUUGUCUGUCGCGAGCUCGAGACGUUUCUGCUGUCAAAAGACGAGAAGCGCCGAGUAAUAGUAAAGCACAAGGCAAGCCAAGACCUCCACCACCAGAUCUACGCCACAUUCUCAGGGCUGACCAACCUCCACCGAUUGGAUUUCGGGCACGACCUCCAUGUCAGCGGUCGUCAUCGAGACCACUGGCUGCCAAUGGACCAAGUCUUUGUCCCAGAGACCAUCCUCGUCGCUGGACGAGUCUACCACACCAUGUACCCACCCAACCGCACCACGCUCAAACUGUCUCUCGAUGCAGGACUAGACCCGUUGAGGACUCUGUCGAGGUUGAAAGUGUUUGGGUUCCGAGGUGUCGAUCAUCGUGUCGGGAAAGAGGAAUUGGAUUGGAUGGCGACCGCUUGGCCGAGGUUAGAGAGGGUGUUGGGAGUUGGAGAUGAUUUUUGCAUUUGA
Messenger RNA from Linnemannia hyalina, 1569 nucleotides. The record is from the annotation of a GenBank genome assembly. Lineage: Eukaryota; Fungi; Mortierellomycota; Mortierellomycetes; Mortierellales; Mortierellaceae.